AUGAAAACCGGACAGAACAAACGUUUUCUAUUCACUUCAGAGUCCGUUGGAAAAGGACACCCCGAUAAACUCUGCGACCAAAUCAGCGAUUCCAUCGUUGAUGCUUGUCUAGCCCAGGACAACUUCUCAAGAGUAGCCGUUGAUGCAGUGGUUAAAUCGGGCAUGGUGAUGAUAGUGGGAGAGCUCACCACAAAGGCCGUAGUUGAUUUUGAAGAAAUCACAAGAAAUGUGCUGAGAGAGGCAGGAUACACACACGAGUGGGGCCUAGACCCAGACGCAUGCACAAUACUCACGCACAUAACAAAACAGAGCAUUGAUAUCUCCAACGGCCUUGAGCAAAUCAGAGAAGACCCAUGGGACCUCGGCGCAGGAGACCAGGGAAUCAUGUUCGGAUACGCCACUGAUGAAACCCCUGAAAGAAUGCCGCAGACUGCAGCACUAGCGCACAAACUAGCCCAGGGUCUCGCCAAGCUCAGAGAAACUGUCGAUUGGCUCGGGCCUGACAGCAAGACACAAGUCACCAUGGAGUACGAAGAGAGCGUGCAAGAUGGAAUCUCCAUUCUUACGCCCAUCAGAGUCGACACAAUUGUCAUAUCCACCCAGCACAAGGAAGAGGUAGAGACGGAGUUCAUAAGAAACUUCCUAAUCUCGAAUUUAAUCAAAAAUAUCAUCGAUCACAAGCUGCUAGUUGACACUAAGUAUGUCCUGCAGCCCAGCGGUAAGUUUGUAGUCGGUGGGCCCAAGGCAGACUCAGGGCUCACAGGAAGAAAGCUCGUUGUUGACUCGUACGGUGGAUGGGGAGCGCAUGGAGGAGGCGCGUACUCUGGGAAGGACUGGAGCAAGGUCGAUAGAACAGGAGCAUACGCUGCCAGAUGGAUUGCUAAGUCUCUGAUUGACUCGGGCAUCUGCAGAAGGGCUCUUGUCCAAGUGUCCUAUGCAAUUGGCGUUCGUGACCCCAUUUCCAUAUACAUCGAUGUGUAUGGGUCAUCGAAAUACAGCAACCAGGAGAUACUCAGAAUGGUAAAUGAGAACUGGAAUCUGAGGCUUGGGGAGAUAGUGAAGAGCCUGCAGCUGGACAGACCAAUAUACAAGAAGACUUCAGUCUUUGGACACUUUGGAAGAAGCGAGUUCCCGUGGGAGCAGUCUAAGAUACUUGAGCCACUUGCUAGCACAGAUAAGGAGAAUGGAUACGCGCACUCAGAAGAGCACAAAUAG
Molecule: messenger RNA, 1215 nt
Organism: Nematocida minor
Lineage: Eukaryota; Fungi; Microsporidia
Product: S-adenosylmethionine synthetase
Exons: 1
Coding region: 1-1215 (404 amino acids)
Biological process (GO): S-adenosylmethionine biosynthetic process
Cellular component (GO): cytosol
Molecular function (GO): methionine adenosyltransferase activity; ATP binding
Source: RefSeq, a predicted model, not a curated record